ACGAACGCGACAGCUACUUUAAACAGAUUUAAUUAGGGCAUGUAGUGAAUUCCUUCAUCAAGGAAGGAGCUCUCAUAUUGUGAUACUAUACAAAAUCUGCACGGCGCACAGAUCAAUUGUACAUGUCAUAAUAUUGGCCUAAUCCCUGCGGGUACCGCAGCGAACACCAUUCGGCAUGGCUUCGCAAUACCAGUCGUUGCGAGACCGCCAAGUUGCUUCUAUUGCGAAGAUCCUCAAUCUCAAUCACGCACCUACCACGGACCGACCGCACGAAUCGCACAUUGCCAAUGGCUUAGUACCGCAGCCUUCGUCGAUAUUGAAUUCGGAAGGCGAACCCAUCUGGAAGGCUUUGGUGUUCGACAAUCUGGGUCGAGAUGUCAUCAGCAGUGUCUUACGGGUCAGCGACUUGCGUGCAAGCGGCGUUACCAUUCAUCUGAACAUAAAUUCUCCUCGACACCCUAUUCCCGAUGUCCCGGUCGUGUAUCUGCUCGAACCAACAGUGGAUAACAUACAGCUCAUUACCUCUGAUCUCUCCCGCGGCCUCUAUUCUCGAGCCUACGUUAAUUUCCUAUCCUCAAUACCGCGACCUCUACUAGAAGAUUUCGCUGCCCAGACAGCUGCGGCAGGAACUGCGGAUAGUAUAGCACAGGUUUUUGACCAGUAUCUUAAUUUCAUCGUUAGCGAGCCGAACUUAUUCAGCUUGGGCAUGGGCAAGGAGACAUAUUGGGCUCUCAACACUGCGCAGACCAAAGAUGAAGAGCUUGAUGUGGUCAUAGACCGCAUCGUCAGUGGUCUUUUUAGUGUGGUCGUGACAAUGGGAACCAUCCCCAUUAUCCGUUGCCCAAAAGGAGGCCCAGCGGAAAUGGUCUCUGGGAGAUUGGACCGCAAGCUCCGUGACCACAUUCUCAACUCCAAGGACAAUCUAUUCUCAAACACAGGCCCGCGCCCUGCUCCGGCUAGCAGUGCCAUUUCAUCUCGCCCCGUCCUUGUCAUUCUCGACCGCAGUAUCGAUCUCAUUCCUAUGUUGUCGCAUUCAUGGACCUACCAAUCUCUAAUUCACGAUGUUCUUAAAAUGCAUCUUAAUCGGAUAACGGUGGAAACACUUAUUGACGAAGAUAAUCCCUCCAAGGGUACAACAAAGCGCUCGUAUGACCUCAAUACCAACGAUUUCUUCUGGGCGAAGAAUGCUGGCAUGCCGUUUCCUCAGGUUGCCGAAGAGAUUGACACAGAACUCACGCGCUACAAGGACGACGCAAACGAGAUUACGAAAAAGACUGGUGCUUCAUCACUUGAGGACUUACAAAAUGAUGCAGGAGCUUCCGCACAGCAUCUCAAGGCUGCCAUUACACUGUUGCCUGAAUUAAGGGAGCGGAAGGCGGUUUUGGACAUGCAUAUGAACAUCGCCACGGCACUCUUGAAAGGAAUCAAGGAUCGACAGCUAGACAACUACUAUCAGAUUGAGGAGAACGUCACGAAGCAAACAAAGGCCCAGAUACUUGACAUUAUCAAUGAUGAAGCCAAGGGCAAAGAACCUCUUGACAAGCUGAGACUGUUCAUCAUUUGGUUCCUCAGUACCGAACAAGAGCUGACUCGGGCGGACAUGGAACGCUUCGAAGACGCCUUGCAAAAGGCGAAUGUUGACACUGCAGCUCUCACAUACGUCAAGAACGUUCGCGAAAUCACCCGUAUGACAAUGAUGGCAUCUGCACCCUCACAGCCAGCCCAACAAUCAGCGGGCGGCGAGCUCUUCCGAGGCUUUAGCUCCAUCAGCAAUCGUCUCACCGACCGUCUCAAGGAUGGAGCGCUAGGCGCUAACUUUGAGAAUCUCAUCUCCGGCGUCAAAAACUUUUUGCCCGCCAACAAGGAUCUUACGAUUACCAAGAUUGUCGAAUCAGUAAUGGAUCCUGCUUCUGCCUCCUCGUCUGCCAUUGCCAAGACUGAGAACUACCUCUACUUUGACCCUCGUUCGGCAAAUGCUCGAGGCACCAUGCCUCCACUGUCCCAAGUACGUGGGCAACAGUCUGGCAUGCCAGGUGGACUCAGCAGCGCCGGCCCCGGCACGGGCGCCAGUUUCGGCCAGCGCCGCCAAGGAUUCAACGAAGCAAUUGUUUUCACCGUCGGUGGCGGCAGCAUGGAAGAAUAUGGAAAUCUUCAAGACUGGGCCAAACGCACUGGCGGCUCGAGCGGUGGUGGUGGUGCUGCCGGCAGCGCCUCCAAGCGAAAGGUUGUGUAUGGUAGUACAGAACUGGUCAAUGCUGAGGACUUUGUUACAGGGGAGCUGGCAAGACUGGGUCGGGAGAGUUGAUAGCCUUUAAUACCAGGGCAUUUUGUUAAUACUUUGCCCAUUCUGGUUUUUUCCUGACCGAUAUCUAGUCUCAAAAUAUUUAAUGUAUCAAACGCCGACUUCUGUCAAUCAUGCUUUUUUCUUCCUUUUCUUCUUUUUCAAAUAUUUUGUUCAAAUGUGCUGCAUUAAUGCAUGUCAGCUGUAAGCUGUCGAGGCGUUGUAUUUAUUGGCCUGG
This is a messenger RNA of Xylona heveae TC161, 2519 nucleotides long. RefSeq names its product snare docking complex subunit. The transcript is spliced from 5 exons. Gene Ontology annotation, cellular component: Golgi membrane; cytosol. Gene Ontology annotation, biological process: endoplasmic reticulum to Golgi vesicle-mediated transport; intracellular protein transport. Gene Ontology annotation, molecular function: syntaxin binding. NCBI's taxonomy places the organism in Eukaryota, Fungi, Ascomycota, Xylonomycetes, Xylonales, Xylonaceae. The coding region runs from base 176 to 2305 and encodes 709 amino acids. The record is from RefSeq and is a predicted model, not a curated record.